GGGUAAUGUGGAUUACUUUAGACAUGGCCAAGACCAGCUUGUGUCUGGUACCGAUUCUCUGUCAAUUUUUGGGACUACAAGCCGCUCUGCUGGACUCCCUGCUCAAUCAGAGUACCAUCUACUAUCUGAAAUCUUCAGGGGAUGUUGCCUUGGAGAAUGUGGAUCAGUUGGCCUCUGUGGAGUCUGUCAAGUUGAUUGUGCACGGUUAUCUGGGAUCUCGCACACAUGGCUCUAUCAUGCCUCUGAGAAAUGCCUAUACUGCCCAGGGAUAUGAGAAUGUUUUGGUGGCUGACUGGGGUCCUGUGGCCAAUCUAGAUUAUCCCAGCUCGCGCUUGGCUGUGAAAAAAGUGUCUAGCAUUCUAGCCAAACUAUUGGAAGAAUUUCUUCAGCGCCAUGGAGUCAACUUAGAAAGAGUUCAUGUCAUAGGACACAGCUUGGGAGCUCACAUCGCAGGAGGAAUUGGGCGUUACUUCAAAGGAUCUUUGGGCAGAGUUACGGGCUUGGAUCCAGCUCUUCCCCUUUUUUCAAGCCGAUCGGAUGACAGUUUGCACUCGAAUGCCGCUCUAUUCGUGGAUGUGAUUCACACGGACUAUCCUUUGUUUGGGGACAUUCGUCCUCGGGGAACAGUGGACUUUUAUCCAAAUUUUGGACUUGCUCCACAACCAGGAUGCGAAAAUGUGGAUGUUGUUGCAGCCAGUAAGCUACUCCACGAAGCUUAUAGUUGCAGUCACAAUCGUGCUGUCAUGUUUUUCGCCGAAUCAGUUGGAAUGCCUGAGAAUUUUCCAGCGAUUUCCUGCAGCUUGGCGGCCAUUAAAAGUAGGCGUGUUGAGGACUGCCUAAGGGAAAAAUCAAAAGCUAGUACGGGAAACGCAAAUGAAUAUCAAACUGUUUUUAUGGGCGAACAUGUUAACCGCAGCGCCACCUUGUACUAUUAUUUGGAAACUAAUGGAGCGCCACCCUACGGCCAAGGCAGGAACUCACAUUUCUGAGUUUUCUUUUGACACUUAACUAUAGAUGGCGGUAAUAGCCCGAAAAAAUGUAUUGCCUUAGAAAUAGAUGGCGCCAAUUAGCCACCUAUGAUGGAAUUGACCCAUAUUCUUUAAACAUUUUCAAAAUUUCUAAAAAAAAAUCCACUGCUUUGAAAUAAUUUUAAAUUUUAAACAAACUACCUUGCUUUUAUAAGUUUUGUUUUUACACUUGUAACUUUAUUGCGCUUUAAGGAGACAUAAGAUACGCUUAGCCUUUCUAAAACAUAAAUUGAGUCUUGUAAAACCUCACUCCCCCUCCAAUAGCUACCCAUUUUUUAUUUCACUUAUUUUAUGCUCAAUCAGCAAAUGAAUUUCAAUUAGCUGCGACCAUCAUCCUUAUUAGAACCUGCAAUCAAAAGUUCCGCAAGCGCAACGGCUCAUAAAUCACAACCAUUUUAUGAAUGAAGAGAAGAAACAGUUCCCCUCUUCGGAUUCUUCGGAUACUCGGAUUCUGCGGAUCACUGCAGACCCGGGGGUUAUUUAUGGGCCAAUAACUUUACAACUAAACGCUCAUCUACAUUUAAUGGCGAUAAUUUUUGACGCAAUUCGAGGGGCAGACACGUCGGCGGUCUCGCUCCUCCUCCUCCUCCUUCAUCUUGGAUGGGAUCCUAACCUGCAGAGGAGUUGGCCUACAAACAAGAGGAAGCAACCGCAGAAGAUAAGGCUAAACACUUGACACCUCGGCCUCGGUGGUGCGGUGGUUCGGUGGCUUGGGGAUUCGGUGGUUCAGCGGUGUUUGGGCCCCACUUUGGUUUCCUUCGCGCUGCCAGCGGGCAACUACACUUGGAAUAUACAUAUAUUCAUCGUUUCCGAUAGAAAUUCCUAAACCUUUUCAAUCUUUACGUUAAUGUUCUCAAUUUCUUUUAGCACUUUUAUUACUAU
Drosophila santomea is the source of this 1910-nucleotide messenger RNA. Its product is annotated as lipase member H-A. The transcript has 4 exons. Bases 6 to 989 code for a protein of 327 amino acids. NCBI's taxonomy places the organism in Eukaryota, Metazoa, Arthropoda, Insecta, Diptera, Drosophilidae. Gene Ontology annotation, molecular function: lipase activity. The record is from RefSeq and is a predicted model, not a curated record. Gene Ontology annotation, biological process: lipid metabolic process.